AUGGAAACUACUCUUAACGUGUUUUCAAGGUCUAUGAGGCUUGGGUGAGUUUAAAAGAAGUUGUGAUAUAUGUUUCUUACAUUUAAUUGGUAGCUUACUAAUUAAUUUUAAUGGUUCGUAAAAUUACAGCUGAAAGAAAGACUUAAUUGAAAUAUUUAAGAGUGAUGUUUUUACAUUCCAUGAAGAGCACUACGGCAACAUUUUUCAAGAGUUCUGCUACUGUGAGUUUAAUUGGGUGCUGUGCUUUAAAAAUGAAUGGAUAGUAUGAAGCUCUCAUAGCACUCUUCAGGACCAGUUUUAAAUGAACAAGGCGUAUUUUUAAAUUCACGAAAUAUUCUAGAUGAACGUACGUGGCUUUGUUUGUUCUUAUCAUUGAAUCCAUAUGAGUGAAAUAUGCAGUUUUUUUAAUUAAUUAAAAAAACACAGUGCAAAGUAAUAUUAGGAUUACUUUGGUCGAGCAACGAUGACUACGAGUCUUUAUUGACGCUUUGUUACCAGAAACAUGACCGUCAUCUCUUCCCCCUCUUGUAAGCAAAUUAUCAUAUUUGUGAAUUGUUGACGUUUCCAUGGCCUUGAACUUAAAAUAAACUCGUCGAUAGAUGACCGUCUCUCUGCACAUUUCAUUUGGCUUUUGUUUCUCUGUGAUAGUGAGGCGAGUUUUAUUUUUAUUUUUAGUUUUUCUAGUAUUGGUGGAACUUAUACGAAAAAGAAACAUAGUCGAUACUUCCUUAAUCUUAUUAUGGUGACAAACCAUAUAUUAGGAUACUUGAAUCAAAAGUGACUUAGUGUCGAAAGCCCUGAAUUCCCUGUGGUUGAAGACCUGUUACAGUAGUUAUGUAUGUAUCUAGACAUAAGCGAUUUAGUCGAUAUUCCCCUGAUAACUUCGGUGGAGAAUGAUUGUUUAAUUUGUUUUAUUUAGUCUAACUGAUAUCAGCGACGACGUAUCCAGUGAUAAUUUCAUAACGUGGCCAAGUUCCAGAAACGUGAGCAAACUAAUUCUUUGAAAUAAUCUUUUCAGUUCUUCUUGCCAACCACUCCCUGUCUGACAUAUUAAAUGUCCAAAAUGAUUAGAUUAUUUUUAUUUCGCUGACAUUCGUUUUCAAAUAAGUAAGAAUAAAAAUAAUAAUAAUAACAAUAAUAAUAACAACAACACUCGGACACUUUUUAAGAGGACUUUCUACGCCAAGCGCCAUUCUGCUCGACCGAUAGAUAAUUUGCUGUAGUGUCUGCAAGUGUUAAAGGAGCAGAUGGCGGCGGAUGCCACAAAACAAUUAAAAAGGUGAUAAUAAUGCAGGAAACAAUGAAGAUUUUUUUCAUUGGAGUGCAUUUCAGACCACAUUUUAAUCCCUUGUUUAGAAAGAUCUGUACCUAGAAAGGAUUAGUAUUCUGGCAUUUUCGACAGGACACGCAUUGCAACAAGACUAAGGUAAAGUGUGAUUAACUGACUAUCGCGUAGUCAGUUUUUUGGGGAAAUUUCUGAAUGGCCCAAUUUUUGGCCAAAUCUGGAGUAUUUUGUAUCAGUUUUGUAAACUCUUUUGGAUUUGCUUUUGACCGCGAGAAAGAAGAUUCUAUUAACAAUGGUCAGAGCAAAAUCCCUUGGGAAGUUGGGAAGUUUCUCAUAUUAAGAUUUUAAAAAGUGGCCGUGUUCCAGAGGCUUGGCUUGACGAAAGCUUCUUUUAUCUUUAAAGUCUAUUGUUCGGCCAUGCAGACCACACAGGAACACAUAAAACGGCAUUCCAUUCCCAACAUUUCAAAUGCUACUGGGACUCAAUAAAAAAAAAUUGAGUUUAAGAGUUAGAUUCUUUCAGGCGAAACCUACUUCUCAGUUUCACAGACAAAACUGCCCGGUCAUCACGUUUCUAUUAACAUUUUUAAAGAGGCCAACUAACGAUACAGCUAGAUACGACUUGUAUGGUUGUUUGCUUGUUUUUUUAAUUCACCGUUCAAGCCAAUCAGUGAAGAAAUUUCGUCGCUAUUUAUUCAUGUUUACAUACGUUUGGUUUUGAGUUACGCUUCAAAACAUAGUGACAGAGAAUAUUUUUAUGUUGUCUGUUUUGGCUACACCCUACGUACCCUUCGUGGCCGGUAGAUAACUAUUCUAGUUCAAACCAACUGUCGAUUGUUAAGAGACUAGCAUGAUUUGUUAAUGUUUUUUUAUUAUUAGCGUUUGUUUAUAUCGGGUCUCGAUGGUCGAUAGUACGUCGAGGAAACAGACAUGUAUGACAAGUUUGAGAGCAAUUUUGAUCGCAUUUCAAUCCGUCUCAUGUCAACUAAAAAUAUUUUUGAAAAUAAAAGAGGCUUAGUCAAGAAUCUGGAAAACCACGAGGUUCUUAAGUGCCUAUAACGCAAAAAUGUUUAUUAUCAAUUAAGUACAAGAACUUCUUCGGUAAAUUUGCGUUUUGAGGAAGUAACCUCUAUUUUGUGACCUCUCAGCUCUGCGUGAAAGUUCUCCUGCACUUUUUACACUCUCCAAUGGUCAGCCUUUUUCUCGUGUUUUCCUUUUUCAAUGUUUUAAGGAUAAUACUUUUGUAGCAGCUGGCAUUGAUGGACCCCAUCCAGCCACAGCUUCAGAAUUAGUGCUGCAACUGUAGCCGCACUUGCUGGUAUCCCACAUCAUCUUACUCAAGCAAUGAGGAGGUGGACAAGCAAUGUCCACCACCAAUAGAGGAGUUCACGCUCAUAGUUGCAUCAUGGGUAAUCAGGGCAAGAUGGCGGGAAAUUAGAAGAUUUGUAUUAGAAUUCAAAGCCAGCUAUUUCUUCCUGAAUUCAUACAUUUGAUGCUUUCUCGUCGAAAAGAGUAACUUACGAGUUCAAAGAAAUAAUACACUAAAUCUGGAGUGCAAAGAAGUCGGUGAUCAGAUUUUAGAAAACCUUGGUUUUCCUGUACAUUUUCUGUCAUUCGACGGCAUCAAAAUUACAGAGAAUGUAUGGAAAAAUUGAGGUUUUCUAAAAGCUGAUCACGGACUUCUUUCCACUCCAGAUUUCGUGUAGGGUAGGGUGUAGCUAAAACAGACCACAAAAAAAAUAUUCUCUGUCACUGCUGUCACGGUAUGUUUUGAAGCGUAACUCAAAACCAAAAGUAUGUAAACACGAAUAAAUAGCGAUGAAAUUUCUUCACUGAUUGGCUUGAACACUGAAUUAAAAAACAAGCAAACAAACAAACAAGCCUUAUCUAGCUGUAUCUUAAGUUGGCCUGUUUAAAAAUGUUAAUAGAAAGCGUGAUGACUGGGCAUUUUUGUCUGUGAAACUGAGAAGUUUCGCCUGAAAGAAUCUAACUUUUAAACUCAAAUUUUUUAUUGAGUCCCAGUAGCCUUUGAAGAAUUACUGAUCCUAGAAAGAAAUCCUUGGCACAGGUUAAGAAAAACAAGAACGUUGAGAGACACAUUUAGCAAAAUCCCCUGAGUCGAUGACAGUUCAAGCAGACUGACUUGGCGGGAAAGGGAAUGCACCGGAUCACAUUUUGGUUUGUUUGUCUGUUUCUAAUUAUUUAACUAAAAAAAAGUAGAAUGCGGAAAUUUGGGCAAACCUUCCGAUGAACAGAGAAAAUAGAAAGUUGUUAAAAUGGAAGAAGGAUAGAUUGCAAAAUGCAUUUUCAAAUCAUUUGCUUUAUUUUUCCUUCUUUUGAAUUAAAAUGGAAGGAAUUAUUGAUAAAACUAAAAAUUAAAGUUUGUAAAUGUAGUAAGGUUUAGUAAUAUAUCCUCUUUCAGGUUUUUUUUACAACAUAAUAAUUAUAAUUAUAAUAAUCAUGAUAAUAAUAAUAAUAAUAAUAAUAAUAAUAAUAAUACCUCGAAGAGGGCAAUCAGUACAAGUUCUUGGGUGUCUUAAGACGGUGACGCAAGAGGAGAGGAUGUCGCUGGAGUGCGCAGCUAAGGAGUUUCCUCGCAGAAUGUCUAUCAUCUAGUCAAGUCCCCUGUCUGAUCACAACCGAUCAAUCGAUCGAUCGAGGAGGAGUACAAAGUGACGAAGAUAAAGGGGGCAGUGAAGUUAGUUCAUAUAUAGCUCGUUAGUUAAAGAGGCAGCAAGGUGUGCAGAUGAGAAGGACCUCCAGUUGCAGCUAGAGUACCCAAAUCCAACCUACAUAAAGCAUGAUAGUAGAGAGGUGACAACUGCAGAGAAACUGAAGGCAGAGGUAAGAAUGUGUUUGCAACAGAAGACAUUGGAAGCGGUGCAUGAACAGAACUGGUAGGGGGAACUAAUCUCCGCGAGAAGUGAAGACGAGAGCCUUAAAUUCGAGGGCUGUUUCUGGUGGCUAAGCGGUUGGAAACAAUGCCCAACACAUACAGUGGCGGGGAUGUUUGAGUUCUACGAACAGUUAUUACCUACGAGGCUGUAUGCAUGCCAGAAACGCAUACGGAUACGACGGGUGAGGUGAUGUGAAGGCUAUGUAAUAAGGCUCCUGAAAGUGUCGUCCAUGUCCUGGCUGGUUGUACUGCCCUUGCACAGAUCAAGUAUGUUACCCGACAUAACGCAGCCCUGACUUCAAGAUACUUUUCUUCGAGGUUCUGCAAGAGUUAGGCCUUGUAGACUCAGUGCCACCUUGGUGCUCGCCACUAAAACCGAAGCCAGUGUACGAGGCGAACAAUAGGCAAGCAUUCUGGGAUGUCCCUCUAUUUGGGGAGCACCAAGAAGUUAGAGCCAACAGAGUAGAUCCUCGCAUUAUCAACCAGGAGUCAAAGCGAGUUAUCACGCCUGAGCUGAGGUGCCCAUGGGUUACAAACCGGGAGAAAAAGGAGGAGGAGAAAACCACGCGGAAAUACGGACCGCACUGUUGGGAAUUGAAGAAGUACUGAGGAUAUGAAGUGAAGCAAUAUAAUAUCACAAUGGACGUACUAGGGGGAUGGUGCCGAGACUUAGAAGUCAAACUGAAGGAGUUGGUCGGAGGAAAGAGUAAUGGAGUUCUUCAUGACAUGCAGAAGGCUGUACUUUCGGGAACACUAAACAUCGCUCGGACGUAUAAAGUUGCAACAUGAACAUUGAAUAUCGCAUGCAUUCGAAUUUAUUGGCUGUGUUCCUUCAACAGCUUUUAGACUUUUAAAGCUAUGAAGUAAUCGUCGAUGAAUUUUUACAGCCGAAUAAGUGAUAUGUUUGAGAGUUUUUUAUUAAUGGUGCUAAAUUUAUAUAUAUUUUUAAAUGUUAAAUUUAUUUUUUUAUUGCAAGUUUUUACUAUAGUCAACGGGCUACGCUCACGCGCCUCGUCAUACUAUUUUAACUGUAUAUAGCAUGCAAAAGUUUUAACUGCUGCAUAACGAUCUGCCGAAGUGUGCGCGGACCGCUUUAAACAUUAUACAGAAGGGUUUUUUAAUAUCUCUGGUCGACUCUGGAGUCGACUUAAAAAUUAAAACAAUGACGAAAUGAUUGAUUUUCUUUAGUUAUCACCGCUUAGAAAUAUGCAGUCUGGAAAUUUUUAACUUGCUCGCGCGAAAACUCUUUAUAAUAGAGAGUAAGACAAAGGAAAAUGCCCUCAGACGGGCUACCAGCACGCGCACGAUGUGGCGGGUUUUCAAGCUAACUAUGUUUGUUUCGUUUUAGUUGGCAUAUAACUUUUGUAGAUAAGGUCUUAAUGAGGGGAAGGAGAUUUUACCCAUAGUUAUACCUGUAGUGGAAUCUGCUGGAAUUGAUCUGCAGCUAAAUAGAAAAAUUUUAAAAAGUGAGAUUGGUCGCAGUGUGCACGGGCCAUAACUAACUGAAUGAUGUCGUUUACUUUAUUCUAAUUAUAACUUGUGGCAUCUUUUUCGACUCUGUAAAAAUAAACAGUUUGUGGUUGUGUUUAAUUUAAUUUUGUUAACCAUGUUAACAAAAUCCGCAAAAUUCUAUUAUUUUAUAUUUAGAUUAACAACAAACCUUCCUUGGAAAAUAUUGCAAAUAAAGCUUUCGGCGAGAUCGUUCUGAAGCUUAGAAAACACCGAAGUCUAAUAAUGCACCAUGAAGAAACAUACUUAUAGAGAAAGUGUGAAAAAUAUGAAGUGCAGUAAAACAUAAUAACAAAAUACCACUAAUAUAGAAGAAUGGAGAAUUCUAUAGGCAGCGUCAAGGAUGAACUUUGGAAUCCAAUUUUUUUUUUUUGGAAAAAAUUAAUGAAUAAAGUCCCCCAACCAAACGCAUCCAAAGACUCUUAAAAGAAUCAUGGUUAACAGGAAGACAGAAUUCAGUUUUAAAAAUGGACGAAAUUGUAUUUUAAGAUCAGACAGUCUCUUCACAGGUUAUUAAAGUUAUCUUAUUAACAUUAUUUUUAGAUGCUUCUACCAUAACAUAAACAUAUUCAAUACGAUCUAGACGUUUCGUUUUUUAAAAAAAGGUGGCACAAAUUGUGCAAAACUAUACGCCUGUUUAAAAUUCUGUGGCCGGGGACUGUGUUUACGAAAAUUUUAAAGUAAUUUGUGUUCUGUCCCCACUGUUUGUCUAUUUGUAUUUCUUCAUCAUCAGCUGGAUCCAACAUGUUAAGGUGGAUGGACGGGGAACUCCUAGGGACGUCAUGAAGUCUUUGUGCUGAGGACUGAAUUUAAAUCGUGUUUUAAGCGAUACCAAAAUUGCGAGGAUUUUGAUAAAAUAGGGUGGUACGAUAACAAACAAAUCUUUAUUGUUUAUAACUGGACUAAUAAGAUGGGCUGAUACAGGAAAUAUAGCCUUACAAUUAUAAGUCGCUUAGCUUUACGGUCAAUUAAUACGUUCAGUUGGUGCAAGAGAACUAGACGGUCAAUUAAUUACGUUCAGUUGGUGCAAGAAAAAAAAUUCUUGACGGGUCAUUCUCUAGCCCUUUUCAAAGACAUCAAAUUCGCGUGUAUUUGAUAUUUUGUGAGAUACCUUCCCUACUUACUUCUCUAAUGUCUCUGGACGUCUUUAACUGAGGUUUUGGGUUUAAUAUUAUGUCUGCACAGGGUUUUCCUGAUUAUCAAAGUUUCGAGAGGUUCUUUUCGAUUCGCAUGGUACUUUAAAGUCUGCUAGCGCAAAACAAAGACAGAAUCGCUAGAAAAAAGAUUAAUAUAGACAAAAAUAAUUUGCUUUUUCUUUAUGUUGACGUCGCUGAGUCGACAUCAAAAAGACGAACACAGCUACAAUUGCAAAAAGAUUCAAAGAGACAAAUAUUCUCUGCAAUCGUAAGAAUUAGGCUCAUGAUAAUAAGACAUAAACAAGUUGGACGGAGCAAAGGUUACUUAACGGGCGAUUCUCUAGCCUCUUAACCAUAAGAACGAGUCGAUUAAAAAAUCGCCCGUAUUAUCUUAUCAAUAAGGAAUAUCCUACUAAUCUUUCCUCUAGGCGUCUUUAGUGAUGCAGGUUAGGGGAACAUUUGCACACGUUUUCUGUACACUUGUACAAGUUUUUGCGCGUCACUAUGGCAAAGUGCACGAUUUUUAACUACUGAAUCGCAAACAUGGUAAAGAUUGAAGAUAUCCACCUUUUUUAAAGGUUAAUACAGAAGUGCUUAGAAAAAAAGGGGUAUAGCAACAUUGGUGCGAGGAAAGAUUAAAGAGACGAAUCGCCCGUCAAGUGACUUGACGGGCGAUUCGUCCCAAUAAUCUUGCUAAUACCCUACUUAUCUUUGCUAUGAGUGUAUAUUGAAGGCUGAGGGUCGAUGAACUUAAUACUUGCAUUUUGCAUGCCCUUGUAAGUUUCCACGUCAUCAUUCUGGAUGUGUUUACCAUAAAAGCUGCAAAUUGUCGCAAAUUGACGGUAAAAGUUGCGAAAACUGGAAAAAAUAGACGACCAUCAUGAUUUUUUAACGGAUUAAAAGUUAGAAUUUCCUUUACAAUUUUAAGAAUUACGCCUAACAGAAGACAGAUAUGUCAUGUCAACAAACGUGAUCAACUGGGAAAUAUCAUUAUAUAGAAUUUCUAAGAUUUAGAAAUAAUUUGACAGUAAUAUAAUGCCACAGUUGCAGGUUUUAAAGUCUUGAGAUAAAAAUUUCAAACGGUGCACUUGUGCGUUGUUGGAUACUACACCUUAUAUUUCAUAUUCAGUUCUUCUACUCCCGGAUAAUGAAUUUGUCCAUUUCUUUCAGCUCAGUUCUUUACGGGGUUGCUCUGUUUAGUUUCGCAACGUUCUGCGCAUGCAACGUCUUGAAGACAACGCCUCGAGGUGAGUGUGGAUAUAACCAUAAUGAACAUGCAAAUUAUCAAAUCAGUAAUAGUACUUCUGAGGUACUUCUCAUGAUGUAAUUCAUUUAGUCAGUCACAUUCUGAGUGUUUGUUAUCAUCAUAAUGAAAAUGCAAAUUAUAAAAUCGUUCAAAGCACUUCUGAAGUACCGCUGAUGAAGUACUCUUAAUUUGAACGGUCACACUCCAAGAUUUUAUCAUCAGGGACGGCCUUGUACUGCAUACGAAACCACUGGUUCCGGUUGUUCAAAGGUUGGAUAGCCCUAUCCAACGGAUAAAUAUUAGGGAAAGCAAUUGCGAUAUUCACUGGAUAGAGAUUUAUCCCGAAGAGAGCAUUAUCUACCUUUCGAACAACUUCGUAAUGGUCACAUGAUGCACGAGAUUUCCUUUACAGAUUCAAAAGCUAGCAGAAAUUUGUACAACAAAAAGAGUUGCACUGUUAGACGUAAUCCACAUUUGUAGAUUUUUUCCACAUGCGGUGUAUGAUGGCAUAUAUGAUAAAAAAAACAUCACUGAUAAGGAAGAAUAACUGAAGCCACGUAAAAGUAGCUACUAAGUUAGAAUCACAUAAUGUACAUGUACACCAGCAGCAUAAAAAAAACAGCGAAAAAGACCAUAGAAAACGCACUCCUUAAUAGUUUUGACCUUAUUCAAAGGCCUGCACAUUUUUAGAUUAUAAUUAGAUACCUGUAGAAUUAAGAAGGUUAACACCUUCUAGUCAUCACGGAUCAAGAAGUUGGGCAAAUCUUUCUAUUGUGUGGAUCGUUGUGUGCCAGUGAGAAUCUGCAGAGACCCUUAUUACCUGUUAUUACCAUGUAUGAGACUGGACAGUAAACUGAGCACCUAUCCAGAACUGACUUAACCCUUAUUCUCACUCUCACGUUUGUAUAAAUUACUCUACUUCGCCUCACACGAGUUCAUGCCCAAAUAAAAGGGAUACAGGCUAUUUAAGGAUCAGUUCCUUGCUAACUUAAGAAAAUGAAAAAGAAUCGUGAACAAGAAAUUGCCAUGCGGUGACGACACUGGGUGAAAAUGAAACGAAUGGCGUUGAUUAGAACAAGGAUAUCUUUUUAUAAAAUUUGUUCAAAUUCUUCCAAAACUUAUUCUAUUUUUAGCCAGACAUUCCCAGGCACGAAAUUAUUCAAUUCUUUUGCAAGUUGUUUUAUCGUAUUUUUCUCAAUCUGUACAAUCAUCCAUUGCAUUGUAAUGAAACCUAAACUUCAUUUUACUGGGCUUUUUCUGGUGGAUGAGGGUCUCAAGCCUUGAAAUUACUAAUCGGAACUAAGCUUGCAUCCAUUUUAGGAUCCCAGGUCAGGUUUUAAAUUUAGACUGAUACUGGAUUUAUUUUGAAAAUAAAGGAGGACAUUUUGGGCAAAUGGCCACGCGCGUGACUCGCGGCUUCGCCGCUAAGUUAGAUCUUUGCAGAAUUUUCAUUACAAUUCGCAAACAACAAUGUAAUGGCUAAACUGAACCGUUAAAAGUUGAAUCGUUCCCUUACCUGAGAAGAAAAGUAGAGCUUUGUUUUUUUUUUUUUUUUUAACUCACCAAGUUUACAGCUAAAAAGGUUUGUUGUAUCGUUCUUCGCAUUAAGUGCUAACAUGGCGGCUCGGUUGCUCGAGGUGAGGCGUCGUUUCCCUGUAGUAUUGUUUGUCCUAUUUACAUGUAUGUACUUGAAACGUAGAAUUUCUGCAAACAUUCUUUUUCAUUUUUGUUUGUUUUAAAUAAACUUUGGGCAAAAUUUUUCCUGUUAGGAAACGCUGAGUUCACAAAACGGCCUCUUGUACGCGAUUAUAGAACGGGAGUUGUAAGCAUUCCAUCGAGAAAAAAAUUCAGCUACAGUCGAAUAGAAAAAAACGCCGUUUUGAAUCCGUCGAAGUCUUUUCUUGCCUUAAAAAAAGUUAACCUUGGAGUUUUAUCGACUUUUGAAAGGUCGUCAGUCUCUAAAAAAAUGGGAAAAACACCGAGCUCACACAUUAUCCACUGGCUCGAAGGUAAACGACUGUUGAAUAGACAGAGAUAGCGAAACAAUCAGAUUGCUUAACUCACGAAGAUCACUGAAAUUGUAUGUUAAAUAUAUAUAUCCGCUCAAGAGAUAAAACGGACUUUCGCAUAAGUUGUUUUUCAGUAACAACGUAAAUAAACUUGGAAUAGGUUCCACGAACAUUGACCGCUAAGAAUCCGGGGUAAUACGAUCAGAACUUCAAGAGUUUUCUUUGGUAGUAAAAAUAGGAAUCUCACAUUUUCACUGCAUUUUGAAUUAAGGACUGAAUUUUAAAAACAAAUGCAUUGGCUUGCACGCUACAAAAGAAAAAGUGCUAAAAAAAGUAUUUAACCCAUUUGAAUUUUAAGAAUAAAUUUUUAAAAAAUCAAAAAUACGUACCCUUACGACCAAAUUUAACAGAAAAUACCAUGUGGUUUCAGUGGGCUGUAACCCAUUUUAUUAUUCACUUUCGAUUCUUAAUUACUUGCUACCUAAACUGGUUCAAAUAAUUUAAGGCACUCUAUUUUUGAGAGGACGGCUGGUUGUUUUUUACAACUGAAAGGUUUUUUACUGGCACAAUUUUUAGUUCUUCUUCAAAAGACGUGAAACGAUUUUUUUCUUUUGUUUUUCGGUAAGUUGUCCACCUUGAUCAGGAACACAAGAUGGUCCUUUACGUUAAUAAAUGAAUAACCUAUUAUCACCCUAAGGAAAUCCCGUACAUUUUGAUUUGGUGUCAUUCAUUUUCCUUCAGUAAUAUUAGAUAACGUUUAUCAGGCUAAUUGACCAUUGAUGACGAGGAUUAAUUUUUCAGGCUUGCACGAUAAAGGAACUUAGUCACGUUGCUAAGCGGUAAUUACGAGAUUAUUCAACUAUUAGAUUUGAUUAAUUAUGUGACAGUGUUUGUUACGGAUGUCGCAAAGCCAAAAAGAAUUCCAUUCUCCACAAGUAAAUGUUCUUUGGAAGUAGGUGAGAUAAUCUGGCAUUAACUGAAAUAUUAUCCUCAUAUCCUUUGAUGAACACAUCUGAAUAUAUCUGCUGCACAACGGUCACGCACUUCUUAUAAGCGGUUGCUUUCUACUGACCUCUUAGCCUACGUGGCAGGCGUUCGAAAGGGAAGGGGAAGGGAAUUGAGAGCUUCCCUGUUCCCCUUCUCCUUUUAACGCCUGCCACGCGGGCUACUGACCUCUUCACCCUUCGCCGCGUCAUCAUGGUAAGCACCCGGCGCCGACGAGGGUGUGACAGGAACCGAAACAAAUUUGGUUGCCGGCAAGUAAAGGGAAAGAACGGUCGACUCCUAAUCCUGGAUUAACACACUAAAGGUCACUAAACCCUGAUUAAGAGUCAGACAAGUAACUUUAAAACAUAUUUUCACCGUAGUGGUGUGUUGAUACGCAGAUUAUUUAAUCGUGGAGAUGAAUAGUUGGUAUGUAGCUGAUGUAAUCAUGGUACGAGUGGAAUAUUUUGUCACUGUUAAGAGUUUAUUUGAAAGCAUCUCUGUUUGUUGAUCUUGUGACUUCAUGCAUUCUAUUGAAUCUGCAUUUUACUACACUCAAAUUUUAAAUUUUAGAAUGUUGUUUCUUUCCGGCCCAGGCUGAAUAUUGCUAUUUUCCUGCCGUUUUUAGGCUGAAAAUAAUCUUGUAUUAUCUUUAAAAAUGUAAAGAAUUUAUCAUGAUACUCUUUACGGUUUUGUUCAGUUCUUUUGUACUGUACAAAGGUUAGUACGUACGUAAUAUACCGUUCAUCGAACUGUCAUUAGCAUUGAACAUUUGGUCAUGGCUAGCGCGUAUUCUUUUAAUUUGUUUGCUAGUUUUGCUUUUUAGAGAAAGGAAAAAUUUUAAACGGUUAAAGUUAAAAACGUAUCAUUGUACGGUACACAUGUAUCGUACUUUUGUAUUUACAGAUUUUCAACACACAAAAUUUUAACCUUUUCAAAAUGUCAGCCUUCGGCUUAUUCAUUCUUAAAAUAUUCUUAAAAUUUCGCAAUAAAAUAAUAUUCUUAUCAAACAUAUCUUAUAAAAUGAAAAGAGUGGUCCCAUUUCUCUAAUUAUCUGAUUUAGUGUUAUAUUUCAAAUAAAGAUAAUUAACUUGCACGAGAUUUCCUCGGCAAAACGAAAUUACUGCCGAUUGUAAAUAUUGCAGAGGGGCAUUGAAUAUAAAAUUGACCCCGGCUUGUACUACAAAACAGUAGUAAACAGAUACAAAACAGAUAGGUUUGUUCACUUUUUUUGUAGUCGUCACCGAUACGCCGAAGCAAUGCUCUUUUAAAGAUGUCAAGAAAGAUGUGGGAGAAAAUUGGAAUCCAUUUCUGAGGCCACAAGGAUACUUUCGCUGCAUCAGGUGUACUUGCAAAUUGGUAAGUACGUCAUUGAUUCUUUCGUCCAUCCCAUUUUUGUUUUCUAGCUGACCGAUUUUCAUGUGCAUUAGCAAAAACCCUGAUUCAAUUGACUAUUUUCCAAUUCCCCAUAAUACACUCUGUUUGCCCCCCAAAUUUUGCAUAAACCAUUGUUUUUAAAUGCUCUUGGGAAAAUGCAAUACUCCCAGGAGCAUUUAAAAACAAUGGUUUAUGCAAAAUUUGGGGGGCAAACAGAGUGUAUUAUGGGGAAUUGGAAAAUAGAGAAUGGGCUUAUUUCUUUGGGACCUGUGAUUCAUCUUCUUAUUGUCUCGGAGUGUCAAUGAAGCUUUUCAUUUAUUUUCUGAAAAUUAAGCCACAUCAUGCAACUUUAUCCUUAUUUCUGAUUUGCAUAUAUUUUUUUUUUCGAUAAUUGGCUACUGUCCACAUGCAUCCAAUGGUCACUGGAACCCACGUUAUUUGAAAACGCUCUUCAGACUAGAAAUAUUUAAAAAACACCGAUUUCACAUAGCCCAGGGUUCGCACUGAAUACGCCAGAUUUGGCGUAUUUUACGCCAAAAUUGUUCAGAUGACUCCACUGAGGUUACGGAGGGAGUCACUUCGACUCCAGAAAUUUUCGGUAACAAACACAGUUUUGUCCUUACCUUUUUCGCAACAAAUACAAUUUACGUUACGAGUAAACGUUGUAAACCUUACUUAAAUCAAAUACUCAGAAGCACACUUUGAAUUUCCUUUUUGAUUGAAGGUUGCGGUAGUUCCCUCAAAGAACAUGGUAUCUCAUUCCAGAGUUUUGUGCCUAUUUUUGAAAAAGCUUUUUUUUUGUAUUUCAAGCCUUGAUCGUUUUACGUAAAAAUUUGUUUGAGGCAGCGGACCGAGUGUUGUAUGAAUGAAUACUGGACGUAUUCGUAAAUAAAUGACAUAAUUUAGGCGGUGCUGAGACAUUUCUAACGUCGUGCAUCAAUUCAGAUAAGCGUUUAUAAUAUAAAAAUUUUAACGUUAACGGGUUAGCGUCAAUAAACAGAGGAAUAGUAUGUUCGUUUUUCUUCGCAAAGUACAUAAAGCGUAGUUCACGUUUUUGUAAAAUUAACAGUUUGUCUAGAUACGAUUUACAGGCCUGGCCCCAAACAGGUAGUCCGUAUGUUAAAAUAGGGAAUAAUUAAUGGCUGAUAAAUAUCCAGGAGUGUACCAAAAGGUACCAAGUGCCCUAGUUUUGCAAGUAUACCUCUGCUGUUUUGCUGGUUUUUUUAAGUAAUAUGCAGUCAAUAUGGUUUUUACGAGAAAGGUUACAACCAAUCAACAAUCCGAGAUAUUUUACAAAGUCUUUACAAUCCAGUUGGACUUUCUUAUUUCUUUCGUUGUCGAAUAUGCUUAUUUUAGGCUGAAAUGUUAGUUUCCUUUGAAAGGGACGGAAAAUAACAAAAUUUGAUAUUUUUUGGUUGAGUGUUAAUUUGUUUGAAGUUAGCCAGACGUACAGUUUAUGCAGUCCAGUAUUAAGGACUUGUUCUAAUGACUGAAGAUUUUUAUCGGCAUAUAAUAUAUUUGUAUCAUCAGCUAAAAGAUAAAAUUUAGUUUAUUUGAGCAGUUACAAAUAUCAUUAAUGUGCAAGUCAAUAAAAACAAUCACGGGCCUAAUACAGAUCCUUGCGGAACCACAGAAUGUGCCAGUUCUCCUUUCCGGACUCUCCUACCCGGCUAUUAAUUCCUUGGGAAAGGCUGGCAUACAGGUGCCGUUUUUCUCCAUAAGUAAAAAUUUGGCUUUAUCGACGUCAAACUACCGAUCAAAGUAAAUCUAAAAAAGCUGAACGUUACCCCUUCGUCCGAACGAAUCAAUAGAUUUUAGACUUGUGGUCGUCGAAUUAAAUUCCUUGUUACGGCUUUCUUAUAACUACGUUUUUUAUCUCUCUAGGCAAAAGACGGCUCACUCGCGAUAAUAGAUUGCACACGCUGCGUGAAGUUGACAAAAGAAGGUUUGUAAACGUCGGUUCUAAUUUAGGAGUAGGACCAGAUAAAAACGUUUGAGUGAUUAGCUUAUUGCCUGCUGAUAUUUAAGGUUGUGGAACUAACAGUUGAUUGCUGUAGGUUUACGAUUUUAAGUCUAACAUUUGCAUCUAAAGAGUUCAGAGUCACCUCAAAUAUGCGAAUAAUUAAGAUGGCUCUAAAUGCUUUCGGUAGAAAAUUUUUAGAAGAGAAAUUCCAAACAAUGCUAAUGCAAACGUUGGAGGGAUAACAAAGAAUAUAAUAGUCUAUAUUUCUUUUAUGGGUUGUAAGAGUUAAAAAGUGAAUUUAAUGGUGGUUUAUCGUGUUUUAACGUUGCUUUGGUAACUCGUAACAUAAAAGGAAACAUACCCUAAUAAACGUGUUCGUAAAAAUAAUUAUUGUUUAAAUUUUGUACAUUAGAACAGGCUUAAUUAAAAAAUCUAUUUAGUAUUUAUCAAUCCAUUAUUGUUGAAGUCUUCAGAAAAUGCUCAAACUUUUAUGAGCCACCCUUAUUACCGAUCUCGUUCUAGGGCAACAUCCUGAAGAAGGAAAAAAGAAUUGUAAAAGUGAGAAUGUAACCCGAAAACAUGGCACAGUAUGGGCAGUGGCUGCUAUGGGAUCCGUGCCUUUACGUAAAAACCAGUGUACGGAAUGUAGCUGCACGGUAAGAUAUUUUAAAAUAACGUUCAUCAAUGACCACUUGGUUUUGUUACAAAUAUCCCCAACUGUAUGAAAAUUAAAUAAAUUCAUUUGGUGGCAUGGAAGUUGAACCGAAAUAAAUUUUCUUUGCCUAAGUUUGUUGGGAUUCCGAUUGCGCACAUGUUUCUUCUUCCUCGUUCCAUAAGCUCUUGCCACGCAAGCUAAUAAAGUCGAAUCUACUAAAAAAAACUAACAUUUUUUUCUUCCAACUGAAAACAAAAGACCAAGGAAUUUGCAACAAGGAUUUCACUUAAAACCAGUCUUAUUUGUGUUGUAGGAUGGGUUUGUCACGUGCUCAGUCAGAUCGUGCCCUGUUCUGUCAUGCAAAAAACAACGGAAUGGAACACACUCGUGCUGUCCUGUUUGCGAAGGUAAGAACUGUAAAAUUUCCAAAAAAAGUUCGAAAGUAUUCAAUUAUUUUUUUAUAAGUUUUUGACGGUGAUACAAACAAUUGUAACGUGUCGUAAACAAAGUUAGGAUGCACCUAGUACAGAGUCAAAAGAAGUAGCACUUACACAUAUAAAGCCCCGUGCAAACUGGCGCAACAUCAGACAUUUUGCUGGCCACCAACUCCCAACAUAGUUGGAUGUUACAUGUUGCUUUCUUUUUCACACCCCGGUGCAUGUUGUUGCGUUUUGUUGGGAGAUGUUGCGCAGAUUUUGAGACCGGUCAAACAUUUAGCCACUUGCAGACGGACGCAACAACUCUCAUGAUUGUUGGGCCAGCAAUGUUGGGAGUUGUUGCGUCCCUUUACACGUAGCUUAACACACACUUAACGAGAUGCUGAAUUCUUGAAUUAUUAAUAUCUGCUUUAAUUUAAUUCUAGGGGAUUUACAAACAACACGCGAUCCAGCAGGUAGGUAUAAGACGCACCAAUUUCAUUCACGACAAUAAGUAUUGCUAGUCUUAAUGACAUUUUAUUUUCUCUUUUCCGUAGGUUGCAAAACUAUGGGUAGAUACUAUGGAAAUUUGGAAAAGUGGUUUCCCUUAUUAUCUCCAAAAAACGACUUAUGUGUAAGCUGCGUUUGCAAGGUACAAUAUUUUGUAAACACUUUUAUUAUUAUUAUUAUUAUUAUUAUUAUUAUUAUUAUUAUUAUUAUUAUUAUUAUUAUUAUUACAAGUGAUACCGGUCGAAGAAAAUUAUAAUUAUUUUACAGUAUCUAAAGCCUCGAGUUUAAACCUUAAAGUAAUUUGAUCAAAAAGGGUUAGCUUUUUCAUCUUUCUUCGGUGCCGCAUAUUUAUGCGACGAAGUCACGGUUCGAGGUUGUCCGCUAUAGUGAGAAGUGAUUCCAUUUGCUGUUAUUGAAACGGAUGGAUGAAAAUUGAUCGCUCUUUUUAAUAUAUGUUGUACUUAAUUUUUUAUCUCAGGUAAUUUUUGUUUUUCUUUUGUUUUUUGGUAUGGUAAUGUAUGCUAACGAAUUUGAAACAAUGGAAAAAUAAAAAUUACCUAAGAUAAAAAAUUAACCACAACAUAUACAAAUCAUGUCCAGUGACAUACAAAUCAUGUAAAAUAGAUAGUAAAAUCAACUACUACAGCUGAUUCUUAAGUCGUGGCGCAAACCGAUUAAUUAAAUGGAUUUACCAAGAGAGAUACUAAUUGCUCUUACUGAAAAGAAAACAACAACUUAAUAACAGCCUGCAAACCAUUAAGCUGAAACUAACGUCAUGUUAGGCCCCUUUCAAACGUGGAAUUUCUUAUGAGUGUUUUAGUCGAUGAAAGAAUAUAUUAAUUAAAUACGGCAGUUGAUUCAGACGUCGGAUAUGAUGGUGCCGAAUUUAACUCCGUUUAUUGUUAAUAUUCCCAGUCUUCAGAAAAUUUUUUUUAUCCAAUAUUGAUGAGGGUUUCUACAAUUAAUGCAUUAUAUUCGGCACAUGUGAAAUGCGACUUCUAAGUAAAAUGUUGAACCUAAGUCGAAUUUUCCACUUAGCAGAUUCGACAAAGUCGUAGCAGUUUAAUUUGAAACUAUCGAAUUUAGUUGAUUCAGACGUCCAAUCCAAAGCAGUUACCUCGAAUUAAAAUAGGCAUGCCUUGACUCCAACCACUUUCUUGCCUCCCUGAUAACAGUGUCCAGUAUUACAAAAAGUACCGGAAGAUACGAUAUGCGAUACGUACCGCAUUUUUUAUAUUCUUGUAAAUCCGGCUUUCAAUUUUACCACAUUAUGUACUAGCUAUAUGCACCACACAGGUAAAAAAGAAAGUAAGCAAGAGAUUUAAAAAAAAAAAGAAAAAAUAUACGGUUACGAAAAAUUUCCUUCAAGGGGAUUCGAACUCGGAUCCUCAGAAUCGGUUAGAACUAAAACAGGGUUCGUACAGGUCAUGGAAACCUGGAAGGUCAUGGAAUUUAAGAAUUUCCUUUUUCCAGGCCUGGAAAGUCAUUGAAUUUAAUUAUCGGUCCUUGAAAGUCAUGGAAAAUUAAAGUUUUGUUUUGUGGUUUAGUUACUGAGAUGACAAAGCAAGGACAAUGUAAGAUAGUCAGAAGUAAUCAAAAAGCGCAAACGCCACGCAUUUUGGUGAACACCAGAGUUUGUUUCUGUUGAACUGUUUAAGGUCAAAAAAUACCCCAAAACAAGGAAAAUUUUGAAACUUUUUGAAAGUGACCACUAAACCAGAGGUCUUGAAAGACUUGAAAAAGUCAUGGGAGGCCAUGGAAUUUGAAGAGCGCAAAAGAGUACGAACUCUGUACAAGUUAACGCCUCUAUCCACUGGACCACUUCGGUAAACGCUGACAAUUUAAGUUUAAAAGAGGUAUAUAUUCCUUCUCUAUGGUGAUUGACAUUUCAGUGUAGAAUUGAAUCUUUAACUGAUCGAAGCUAGAAGUAAAACUCACAAUAUAUCCAUUAAUAUUCUUUCAGGCUUAGUCCAUGCCGGGAAACGUUUAAGAAAUUUAUGAACUAUCGAUAGCGCGGCUACUGACUGAACCGUAUGACCGUACCAUUCUCUCCCUGCUCGUAAGGUGUCUUUUCAUCGAUCGGGGAAAACAUUAACACAACAUUGUUCAUUAUUAUUUCCAUUGUUCUAGGUUAGGGUAGCAAACCAUUUGGCUUUCAUUAGGGUUAAAAGAGCUGCUAAAUGACCUCUUUCCCCGGAAUGAAGAAAAACAAUGUGGCCGCCGAACACAUCCUUUAGUUUUUAAAGUUCUCCUUUAUUAACAAACGUUGAACAUAUAUUUCGGCAAACAAACAGUUAAGUUGAAAAAGGAUUUUACAAAAAUCUCAAGAGUGGGUUUCCUGUUCGAUUUUAACGGCAAUAUCGGGCAAUUUACGCAACUUUUAAACUUCUGCAUCAGUUUUCGUUUGGUUCUGCUUUGAAAACGGAAUAAUGAUUACUCAGAGACAAUACUAUACAAGAAUUAUUGAGAAAAACAGCAAAAACUUGCCAAUUUAUGCCAAAAAAAGGUACUUUAAAAACGGAAGAAAACAUUCAAAACGCUUUGAUCACGUGAUUGAAGACGUCGUGCCCCUCUUUUGGUCAUGAAAAAAAUUAUCAGGUAACACAUUACUUUCCCGCAAAUUUUCUCUGCCUUCUGAUAAAGGUUGACUCUCUACAGCCCUCGGCCUAAUCUCCCGACCGUUUUGCUCAAGUUCAUGAGCCCGUUAAAUUUUAAAUGCCGGACGUCAACGGGUUAUUUUUAAAUGCCCCACACAACAAAAAACGUCAAACGUGCUAUUUGUUUUUAACUCGUUAAUAAAAUCUUGUCACAGCAACAAAAAAACCUAAUUCGGAAAUAGUCACGUGACUGACGACGUCAUUACCUUAGAUGUAACAUGGGAAGAUAUUUUAUGGCAAAUGUUUUAUUGUUGUGGUCUGACAGUCUUCUACGUAUAAAACUGACAAAGUUAUAAAGCUUUGUAAAAAAUUGCCUCAAAGAAGUUUACAUUUUCCUCAUUAACAUAUGCUUAUCAUAAGCUGAUGAAACUCGUUAAAUAGAAUCUCUGAAUAUUGAAAGAGCAGAACACUUUCAGUUAUCAUUGAAAUUUUGAACCCGAUAUACCGUUUCGGAGAAAUUCUCUUUGAAAAAGCCCCAAACCAAGAUUGAAAAGAUUGUAUAAGCUCAUUACCGUUUUUGCCACCGAGCAAUUUCGCAGUUUUUGAUUCCUAGUUCCUUUGUCGGCGACGUCUUGUUGAGGUGGCUCAAUACAGUUUUCCAAGGGCAAUACCUCCCAAGUUUGAGCAUAAACAACGUCGCUAUAAACAAGUGUUGACCCAUCGAGGUCGAGUAUUUUUUUGAAGUUAUCCGCUGAUUAAUUACCAGUUUGAAAUGAUCGCAGGCUCAAGUUUAUUUUUUCCAAGGAUUCAUAUCAAAUAUGUUGUGUUUAUGUCACUAUGGCCCCGCACUAUUAGAAUUUUGAUUUCAAACUGACUUCGGAAGCGAAAAUUCAGCCAGUUUUUUUAAAAGUACAGGCGGGGAAGACCUUAUCUUACCAUGGUCACGCGUUGGUCACGCUCUACGUCCAAUUUUUAUACUCUGAUUGGUCAAAAUUUGACAGGUGAGUUCAUGCGAAAAAAUUAUGCAGCAUCUUGAAAAUUGUUUACUUUGACAGCUGAAGCUGAAGAGUUUUGUGUCAACUUGUGAUGUUUUUAACUGUCUUUUUCUUCUGGAUGUACAAAAUGAAAUACAGCUGCUAUCAAGAGUCUUCUGUUAUUCAUGGCUGGUUUGUUUACUGGGUUUUUGGUUGAGGAACGCGUCGCUUGUCAAAAUUUGGUAAUUCGAUUUCGGAUGGCAUCGUUUUCGUUUUUCACCUUGCUUAAUGCUUAAGAGGGUUUAAAAGUCUCAAGCAACUGUGGCCUUCCUUGAUAGCUUUCAGGAACUGAAUCUCGAAUGGUAAGCCUGAGUAACUAUUGUAUUUGAUGUUUGUUUUUGUUAUAUCUAAUUUCAUGAAGUCUUGCACAUUCACGCUGACAGUUUAUGCGGCAAGUUUAUGCACGUUUGUAGCCGUAGUUUGAGUCAAUGAUCUGACCUAGUAUCAGGUUUGAACGGUUUGAUAUAAGCUUACAGAACUUUAAAAAGCCUUCAGAUAUAUUUGCUCACCACAGAUAGAAAGAAAACGUUCCGAAGAAUAUUUAGUUAUAAAUUUGGCUGUAGAAAGAAAACUUUGAGCGAUUUUCUUGCUUCGAGGAGUUCACCUUGGAAAACAGUAAACACCCGCGCCGGGAAGCCGGCUUAUAAAGCUUCACGCCGAGACUCAGGAUUUUUAGAGACACUUUAAUACUUGUCUUCAUGAAUGAAAAUUGUUAUCUCUGUAAAUGUUUCACCGAAUUAUAUUUCUUUUUUUGAUUGUUAGUAGUCUCUCUUGCAAUUUUAAUCGCUUGUCUGUGCCGUUUGUUUUCAUCGUUCAUGAACAUCGCUUGCAGGAGUACUCAAAAAUGUCGCGCGUAUCAAACGCUUUAUAAGAUUACACAUCGUUAUAACUGAAACCAUUAAAUAACAAAAAAAAUAAUAAUAAAUUCGCUAUUAUGUUGAAGCUUAACUCUAUUAAAGUUCAUUCAAACACUCGACCACACUGACAGCUCGCACUAUAGAAACGAGAACCGGCUGCCCAUAUGGGUGAUUUUGGAAAUUUUUGAACGGUUUCGCUUUACGAUUGAUCGUCCUGAAUAUUGACUGAGUGCAAUUUGUCUUGAAAAAUUGUGAAAUACUGCAUUCUGUCCGAGGUCUGUAUGAUAAAUAGUACUGUUUCACCUCAAAGGUGAUGUAUAAAAAUUAUAAAAGGUUGGUUUAAACACCCCCAGAUUUGUUGGCAAGAAUUUGUAAAGUAAACCUGUCGAACGCAAAAAAAUUCGGCGUGAUUUGUUUUCCAAGAAUUUGUUUUCGAGGCCUAAUCUACUGUGAUCUUGAAUGUGAUCGAAGAUGUUUGCUAUUUUUUGGGUGUACAUAUAAGGUUAUCAAUUCGAUGUAAGAUGUUUCACUCUAAAAUAAUUUAGCCUUUCCCUCAAACGUCACAUGAAUGUGCCCUUAAGUUAAAUGAUUUGUAGAUUAAAAGUUUAUUUUUUGAUUUAAAUUAUAAUUUUAUUAAUUGGAGCUUCGCUUUUAGCCCUGGCUAAAUCUAUAUAUUACAAUUGUCGUGGCAAUUUUUCCAAAUCGUUGUUUAUGACGACGUAGUUUAUGCUCAAACUUGGGAGGUAUUGACCCUGAAAAAUGUAUCGAGCCACCUUAACUUAGAGGAAAAAUGUAAACAUUGACGUUAGCACAAGGAUUCGCUUGUGCUAAAGCUGGGCACUCUCGAGCGCUCGAUAAGGCGAUCAAGUUCAGUGAUUUAGAAUUGAGUUGGUUUAACAAUAAGAAGUUGACGAUGGGAACAUUCAGUAUUCAAUGACAUUAAUAAACGCUUAAUGUCACAGUAGUAUUUCAAAUUAAUUAGCAAUUAAUGAAUGAGGCUGAGUAGGAUAUGAAGACUUAAGCAGAUCGAGGAGGGUGUUAUCCACCGAGGCCAAACUUUAUUAUUCAUUCAAAAUAAUUCCAAGUUGAAAAACAUAACUAAAACAUGCUUACCUGCAUCGAUAUUAAGUUCAUGUUCGAUAGUGUAAGUUUAGGUUUGUCCAGCCCCGCAAAUAUUCUCCAAAUAGGAGAUGUCGCCCUACGAGUUGUCUUCUUGCUUUUUUUGCCAUGUUUUUAGCUAUUAUUUCGUCUAGUUCCAGCAGUAGUUCUUACUCUUGAAACAAGUGAAAUGUCCUCCAUUUUUUUUUCACAAGCAAAACAACUCAACCCCGUCCCCAGGUCUUCUCGUUAACGGUGCCUUAACUAGUACCGGGGUGCAUUUUUGACGUCAUUUCCUCGUUAAACACAAAAUUCUUCCAAAUUUGGUCAUCAUUAAUUGGUUAUGGUGAAUUAUGCGUGUGCUUUUAGCCAUUCAGAAUUGGGUAAAUAUUUUGAAUUAAUAAUAAUAUAAUUUAUCGUGAUUCAUGUUUCCUAUGUAAAGCUGUCUUAAAUAAUAUCGCCUACACCACUGGAAGGAAAUGGAAUUGGUUCUACUUUUCCAUCUUAGAACACUUCAGUGGUGUGUCAAAGACCUACCUGCCCGACGCUAUCCUGUGUCAGCCCUGUACGGAAACCUGGAGCCUGCUGCGACACCUGCCCAGGUAAACGACUUGUUAGCACGGGCAAAUUUUGCCCAAUAUUAAUGAUUCCGUUUUUCGCCCCAUGUGUGGGAUGUAUGCAAAUCCAAGACAGUCUUUGAUUCUGGAUUCCACGCCUUGGAUUCUAGAUUCCACGCGGUGGAUUCCGGAUUGCUGGUACUGGAUCCCAGUCUUUGUCAACGGAACUGAAUCCCAAUCGUUAUGGGAUCCGGACGGAUCCAGAUUCCGAAGCCCAGGGUUCCGGAUUCCACAAGCAAAAAUUUCCCGGAUCCCCUUACAUGGGGCGACGUUUUCCUUCAGUGUUUAUCUUCUCGUGGUUUCUAAAAAAUAUGACGGAUUACAUUUAUUUUAGCGUUAUACGCUGUAGCACUUAAUUUUGAGGCGUGAACUUUUACGUCAACUUCAUUCAAGAGUUCUCCUUUGUUGUGCAGUUGUUCAGUUUUGGGUGCUGAUGGAAAGAAAACUUCGAAUUAGUAAACAAAAACAUUUUAAGGCAGCGCUCGAAAUCUUGCCUGGUUAUCAAACUUGUAAAGUUCAGUUGCGGGUAGGACUUGACGCCAAGAUGAACACAGAAGGUAAACAGCAUGUGAUUUCUAGUGCUUGCCUGAUAACCUACUGAUUUUUUGUUUAUCUUUUUAUGUAUUGAUUUUUAUUUUUUAAUUGCCUCCUGAUUUGUUGAGGCGCUUUGGGUGCUUGCAAGGGGGAAGGGAAUUUUGCAGAUCGGUCGCACGUAAAAAGUUAUUUACCCAUGAGUACAGUGGCUAGCUUGGACGCAGCUUUCCAAGACAGUACUUGGGUAUUUAGUCAACACGAACUUUUUUAAGGCACGGAAUCUACCCAGAGUCAAGUUGCUUGAUUUUUAUGGAACAUCCCCUUUCCAUUUAAUGUUUUUCCUUUUCUUUAUUGCCAACGUUAAAUUUUCAAUUUGGAUCUGACAGGAAAAUGAAACUGAAGCUCCUGACGAAACGAAUUAGUGAAAUGCUGCUCUAACGGACUUCCUUAUUGUCGACUAAAUUUAUUGUUCAGCUGCUCAAGCUCGGUAUCUUCUGGGAUAAGGAGUCGGGCGUCUCUUUCACUCGUCUCUUUCAAGUAAUUGUAAUUCCAAUCCCGCAAAUACUUCGAUGAAAUUAAUUUGAUCUUCCAGUCGCCUUACACCCUAUUUUUCAGGACUGAAGAACAGCACUAUAUUAAAAAUUAAACGUUAACAGCUAAUAAUAAAUAAUGCACCUGAUUAAUACUAAUAACUACAAAACAAUAUAUUAUGCUGGGUUGAGUGCAAUCGCUUUGUCAUCUUUCUCCUUCUUUUCGGCGUUAAUUUAUUUCAGCCAACUCACCGACAAAGAAACCAGCUAAACGUGGCAGAAAAAUAUUUGGAGGCUUUAUUACAGAAAUCUUCCGAGGUAUGCGUUCUGCGACUCUGGUACCACACCUUAGAAGUAAGACUCAAAUUUCAGCGAUACCUUUCGAAGAUAGGCUGUUUGUGCAGAGGGUAACAUUCUGCUGUGACGCCAUCAGAGGAUUAAGACACUUGUUUAUUAAGCUAGAGACUACGUCAGAUUUAAUUGCCCUCUUGUACAAACCAAUAGUUUGUAAAAUAAUCAGAUCGUCAGUGAAAGGAGGUACAGUUUCUGAGAACAAUUCGAUGUAACGGAUCUAGCAGAAACUGAUGCGAUUGUCAUGUUAUUUGUUACGUUUUCUUUCUUUAUACAUGUACCAUGUGCUGUAGACUCUUUCACAUUUUAUGAGAAAAGAAACACAUAAAAUCGUAUCUCCGUUUUUAUUUAUAUAUCAAAAUCGUUUGAUGUUUUAAUAUUUUUUAACAUUUUUGGUUCGGAAGGAAUGAUUCCCCCACAGCCAUACAUCCACCAGGAAAUAAGUUCUUUAUUUCUGUUUUUGUCUGUUUUACAUUAUGUCGCACAAUACCCUUGCACGUUGAAGUUAAUGCUAUGUAUGCUCUAAUGCACCAGAAACAGGCACUGCUUGCUAAGCUCUUCAGUCACUUCUAUCUAACGUAAACUCUUCUAAAAUAACCAUCAUUAAAUCUUUUAACUUCUUUCAGUCCGUAAGUCUUCUAGAAAUGCUGGAUCGAUUUCCAAAUCUCGAGUGGGACGAAAAGGUAUGCAAAUCAAACUGAACUUGGGCGUGGACCUUUGUGGGAUCUAGCCUCAACUGUCAUUAUUACACGAAAAGACGAUUUAAUUUUAAACAAUCUACCAAACCAAUAGAAGCGGAUGCCAUUACCUGGGUAUUGAUUCUUGGUGCUAGUGCUGUUUAGGGGGACAAAAAGGUGACUCAAGGUGACCCGAACCUAUUUAUAUGCGUGUUGGUUAUGUUUGUGAAGCAGGAACAAUUUAACGGAAUUUCUAUAUAUGAUUUCCCUACAAAUACAAAGUAAUUUUGAUGAACAGAAGUUCCUUAAUAAUAAUCUCACCCCGCAUUCAGCAUAAAGUUAGUCCUCAUGUAGUGUAAACUGUAUUCGCUGUAGGUUUCUGAUUACUCAGUUUCUUGCAAUAAAGCUUGGGUAAGAAUACCCGUUCAGAUAGGAGAUAGUCAGCACUCUUCCUCUAUUUGUGCGUCAGCUUUCACGAAUGUGUUAGCGUAGCAUUUUAAGGUUUUAUUUGCCCAGCAUUCUCAGUGCAGCGAGUUGUAUGGUCACGAUUGACUUCAAACUUGCAGAUAUAAAACUAGAAGAGCUCUUAGGCUUAAAUGCUGAAGUAAGGGAAAAAUCUGUCGUAAGAUUUCGGAGUUAUUCACAUUUUUUGUAAAUAUGCACGGUUAAAAUAUAUAUGCUAUAUCUCAAACGUUUUUAUACUUACAAGAGAAUAAAAUAGCAUUUUCUUAACGUUCCACCGUUCUUUAUUAAGGACACCAGAAUGUAUAGAAAUCGGUUAGUAAUUCCUUCUAAAAAACCCGAUUCAAAAACAUAACCAACACGCCUAUAAAUAGGUUCGGGCCACUUUCAAUCAAACAUGUUGGUAUAGUGAAAAUACGCAGGAUUUUUAGUGAGCUAAGGAAAAUGAUUAAGCAAUGCAAUUUUGAUUGUUCUUAAAACUGCUCACUGCAUGUGAGGAAUUGUUCGAGGAACUGAGUCUAUCGGUAAGUUGUUCUACACGUGAUGUGGCGGUCAGACUCGAGUUACUGCUUAUAGUCCCAUGGAUGGUCGGCAAGUGGUAGGUACGUCCUUGUUGGCGAUAGGCGAGCGGAGUCAGCCGGGAGAUCUAAACCGUUUCAUGGAAAACGUCGUGACCCUCCAACUUCUUCAAACAAUAAAGGCUAACCCUUUACAAACACCCAACCAAAAACACCUUACCGUCCUCCCUUUCUACUUCACCUUUUUCUACUCUAUUUGUUUCAGUAGCCAUAUCUAAACCUUUGUUGCUGCCACUGUUUGCCUCUGGACAACUUCAAAGAUGGAUAGCGACUUUGAAACAUUCUUCAAUGUUUAAUUAUACUGCUUAGUCGCUCAGUACAUCAACGGAAACAAACGGCAGACUUUUUGAGCUGACUUUGCCACUAUACCUCCUUUACUUUUUAUAGAUUAAUAGAAAACCAGGGGGGUACUUAACAAAUUUUUAUACGGGGAGGUUCCGCCCCGAGGUCCGACCCCUUACCCUUUUAUAUACAAUUUUUCACGAAAAAGGUUUCCCCUUCGUAUACCUUUUAUUGACAAAUGGUACUCCUUUCACUUACCUUGUUUAAAAUUUGCAUCAGUCCCUUUUAACUGCUGUAAAUGCAUCGUCUUUCAAAUAGCAAUCAAUCACAAAAACAGAACGUUUUCUCGUCUUUAUAAAGUCAUAAAAUUCAUCUGUUAGCCCUUUUGGGCCCUUUCACAGACCCAAAUGACAGAUUUCCCUACCCUUUUAUAUACCUUAACUAGUCAAAUACCAACCUUUAUUAUAUGCCUGAAGCCUGGAAAAGGUACCCCUUUCGGGCGGAGCCUUCCCGUAUAGGCCAUCAUAGGGAGUACCCCCCGGGAGUGAAAAUCCCAUAGGUGAGCCCCUGCCUUUGAGGAAGUCUGUAUUUAACUUCCGUCUAUGGUAAAAAAGCUGAGCAUUCCAUCUUUAUUUUGCAUUUCAGCCACCCCUGAAAGUGGAUGUUUGUUGCCAGACAAUCAAAGAGUUCCUUCUAAUUACUCUUACCAUCCAAACGUUGUCCCUUUUGGUAUUACCUAUUGCAUCCUAUGCGUCUGCAUUGUAAGUUCAUUCUAGAUAAGAGUAUGUAUUUAAAAUUGUUUGUAUUGCAGUUCUAAUAGAAAUCUGACGUUGAAUUCUCUUGGCGUUAAAAGGUCAAUAUCUCUUAUUUAGGAAGGCACUCUUUCUUAGAUGAUACCCAGAUAUUUCAAAGAUUUCCUGCACUUGGGUUUUAACCACGCAGAUGGGGACAGAGUGAUCUCGUACUCAGAUCUCGAAGGUCACGUAGCAAAGAAAGAUCUCACAUUUCCACUGACAAACAAACGCCGGUGAGAUCUGGGUACAAGACUGCUUAGUGACAGAAGUAAUUUAAAUAAGUGCUCCGUGUGGAGUCGUGCAUGGAGAAUACAAGCUUGUUGACCUUUUCUAGAUAUUUAACAAGGGUAGUACAGUCAAUUUGCCCUCAUUUGCAAACAGAUGGGCAAACUACUCAGCUAUUAGAAAGUUUUGACCAAGUUACCAUGUCGUGUAAACUCGGAACACAACAGACCUGUGCAGUCUUCGCAUAGGAUUCUUGUGCUAAUGAUUGAUACGGACUGUUGAUAGAUUGACUGUUUGAUUGACUCUGUUUCUUCAUACAUCGAGCAUUGCACUAAUCAAACUUUGUAGCCUGCGAGCAAGCUCUCCAAUAAAGGCUAGCGAAGCGAGCCUCAAGAGAACAUGCCCCUCGCACUCGCGUGUCCUUUCGCUUGAGGCUCUCGCGUGAAUUCUCUCACGACUCCCAAAAUCGCAGGGUACGAACUUUGUUGACGUGACACUGUCCUAUAUUUUAGCCACCCAAUAUAGAUUGCAGUCCUGUGCAUUGUCCGUCCAAUUACUCUUGCGCACAGCCGGUAACCGUUCCCGGGAAAUGUUGUAAGGAAUGUAAAGGUAAGAUGCUGUUCUGAUGUUCAUAGUGUUCUAUAGAAAUUUAAAAAUUUCGAAAAAAUAAAGGUGUUGAGCCAGUCAUCCCAAAUAAUAUUGAGCUUGAGUGAAUGGCACGCAUGUAUUCAAGAAAACAAAUCAAGAGCAAGACAGUUGCUGGCUGCAUGGCUUCACACUUGUUGGCAAAGUAUAUUACUUGAAAUAAAAGCUGUCAAUCUCUCCGUUCGUGAGAAUUUGGAACCGCCUCAUGUGCAUAUCUUGCACAUGGCUUACAUUACUUAUUGGUCAAGUGUGUUCUCAAGUGUGAUGUAGCCUAUACUUGGCGACGAACUUCGGCUUCUUUGAAAUACGAACGUUUCCAUGGUCACCAAGUAAAGCUGAAGUACCAAAAUUUUACUCCUUCACACUCAAAGUAGGUUCCACACUUACAUUUCAUUAUACUUGAAGCUCUAGUGUGAAGCCAACAAUUAAUUUCCUUUACAUUACUAUUAAAGUUGUUUUUGGUACUUAAAACCAGUCUAAAGUUAAAACUUUAUAAAUACGGUUCUGGGAAUAUUUGUUGGCUUCACACUAGGGCUUCAAGUACAUGUAUAAGGUAAGUGUACUUGGAACUUAUUUUGAGUGUGAAGGGGUAAAAAAAAAUGUGCCUACUUCAACUUUACUUGGUGACUGUGGAAAUGUUCGUAGUUCAAAGAAACCGAAGUUUGCCGCCAAGUAUGGGCUAUACACACUUGACCAAUAAGAAAUGGAAGCCACGUGCACGAUGUUCACUACCCAAAUUUGGGUAGUUCUUCUGAUUGAUCGUGCCGCGUGGGAAAUGUGACUCAGCCAAUCAGAAGUGCUACCCAGACCUGGGUAGUGACGCGUCAUCAGUAUGGAAUCUCUGCGCUCGUUUCUCAGACGUCAUUUCGUGGGGAAACCAGUGGUGACGUCGCGACAUGUCGGCUGUUUUCUCAGGCUAAUGUCUGCUCAAACAGUUCUAAACAUUUAGAAACUGAAACUGGUUAUAUGUUUUCGGCGCCAUUUGUCAACUUAAAUUUACGCGAGCGUGAAGCGCUUUCAACGAAAAAAACCUAAUUAUCUUGAGAAACAGGCUAGAAGAUCAUAGCUUGUGGUUAAAGAGGUAACUGACCAUUUCCAACAACAGGUACCAACACCACCAUGAAACCAGCUGUUAGGAGAUACUGCCAAGGAAAGCACUGGAGGGUCUAUGAAUAUAAGAUGAUCCAACGCAGAAAUCAAAACUUAAGGACCGAAAUCCGAGUACACUUUGCAUUUGUGGACGGAGAGCGAAACUUUGUGGAAAUACACAGCCUUGUUGCUAAUACAACAAACAAAACAGUUACCGUAACGAACACUACCAAGAGGAAUUUCGAUCAAAUUAACCAGAACAGUAAUUAUAUUCACCUUGGAAAGAUUCGUGAAGGUAGGUGUAAAAUUUCCGUUCAAAGAAAAUAAUAAAUGAGCAACAAAAAUAAGUUACACUCUAAUGUUACACCAAGAGUUUUAAGUGUAUCGGUAGUGUCCACUGCAAUACACUGAAGUUAUAGCGAUAGGGGUACUGGACCUACGGCCAUUGCCUGCGUCUUGGAUGCAUUGAUCUCUACAUAGUUUUGCCGAAGCCAUGUUGUUAAUAUUUGAAGAUCAGAAUUAAUAGCAUAUUCUAAAACUGGAGGGCAAACGUCCGAUGAAUAUUUAGUAGUGUCAUCUGCAUACAACCAUAGACAGAUGUUUGUAACUUGAAGGUUCAAAUCAUUAAUAUAAAUAUUAAAAAGCAAAGGGCCCAACAGGGUUCCCUGAGGAGCCCCAACUUUAGGUUUCCAGUCAGAGUAAACGCCGUCCAUUUUGACCCUCUGCCGCCUAUCUUGCAAUUAAUUCCUCUUCAACUCCAAUGCUUGAUCUGUGAAGCCAUAAGCUCUGAGUUUUGCAAGCAGUAGGCCGUGACAUACGGAGUCAAACGCCCUACUCAGAUAAAUUGAAAGCGUAGCAACAGCCUCUCUGUUGUCAAGGCUCAACCUUGACAACAGAGAGACUUAUUAGUCUCAGAAGCUUUUUUAAAUACUGAAGUGAUGUUGCUACUCUUCCAUACCCUAGGCCAUAACCUAUUAGUGAUAAAAUGAUUGAUCAGUUUAGUCGGUGGUUGCGUUAUGACAGGUGCCCCCCACCCCCUUCCCUCACCUGAUAUAAGCCUUCCUCUAGCUUGCAUUGAAAUGAAUUCGAUUUAUAAUGAGGUUUUGAAGCCUAUGAUAGCAAGUAAAUGCAAAGCGUAUUUUGAUCGGCAUUGCCAUAGCUUGUUUCGAAUCGCUUUUUCAGGUCCGAUUAUAAGCCCUCUCGGAUAAGCCCCUCCGUUCAAAGCCCUCCUUAAACCCCUUACAAAGAUGUAUAAGCCCAGGGCUUAUAUGCAGCAGUUUAAUGUAUCGAAUCGUGUUCUUAAGUAAUUCCAUGCGGGAUAAAACCCUCCGCGAACGUUACUCUCUAAGACAUUGUGUGCGUGUGUGUGUGUGUGUUUUUUUUUGUUGUUGUUAUUUUCCUAAAAUUUCACUUUGCAAGUAGCUUCGCCUGUAGGUUUCCCUAAUCCUUCUCUGGAAUUUUAGAGGCUUGAUAUUGUGUUUAGGGUUACUGUCAAUCUCAAGAAUAUUUCUGUCAAAAAGAAACGCCAUCAAUCAUUAAUUAACUUUUUAAACUUUGUUUUCUAGUGCAGAUAGUCAAACUGAGGGACAACGAGAAACGCCCAUGUCACCAUAGCCACGGAUGUGUUCACACUGUACGUAAAAUAGCGGACAGGCUUAGAGGCCGUGUCAGCAACUGUGUCAGUCGAGGCCCACCUGAUAUACUUAAGAUGCUUGAAAGCACGCCCACCGAGCCUGGAACUUAA
Molecule: messenger RNA, 30100 nt
Organism: Porites evermanni
Lineage: Eukaryota; Metazoa; Cnidaria; Anthozoa; Scleractinia; Poritidae
Source: the annotation of a GenBank genome assembly